Pogonomyrmex barbatus (red harvester ant) is the source of this 5348-nucleotide messenger RNA. It is a transcript of the gene ILP-2, whose product is annotated as insulin-like peptide 2. NCBI's taxonomy places the organism in Eukaryota, Metazoa, Arthropoda, Insecta, Hymenoptera, Formicidae. The record is from RefSeq and is a predicted model, not a curated record. Gene Ontology annotation, molecular function: hormone activity. Gene Ontology annotation, cellular component: extracellular region.
AAGAAAGAGAGAGUACAAGCCACCUUACGCUAGUUCGUCAGCGACCUUCUGUCGAGACGGAGUACCGAACCUCUCCGGGGACAGGUCUUCGUGACAAUUGCGGUCAAUCAGGCUGGCAUUGUCACAAACGUGACCGCACAUUACCAGUCGGAAGAGCCUGAGACGCUCGUCGGCGAUCGAGCGGUCGAGACGUGCCUCGUCGGAGAGAGAAGCGUCGGAUCUGCGCUCGCGAUCGUCACCGAUUACCACCCGCCGACUUUCUCCACAAGCUGUAACAGCCAACGACUCGACGAAACCCGAGGCAUAAUAAAAUCAAGAUCGAGUCAAAAUCGAGCGAGAUAUUCGAGGAUCUCAUUAAGGAUAAGCGUGCAACUGCAUCGACGAAACGCCUUUGUCAGAGAGAAAAAGAGUCCCGGGGGGACCAAGUACACGACUGUGAUUCUAAAUCUAAGGCAACGAGCUAGGAAUAUUAAUCGCUGUGCUCCGUGUCGCUUCACCGCCGAGACAAGCCUGCGGAUGUUCCGGAGAAUCAAAGAAUCCCGGCCGCGAUCGAUCAAACGUUAACAUUACGUUUCGGGACUGCUUUUCGGACAGGUGGAGAAAAACGAGAGAGAACUCGCGCGAGAGGUGCUCGUGGUCGCCCGGCAUCAAUGCAUCCCAGUUGGAGACAGUUGGAAGGGUUGAUCGUGCCGGGAAAUCAACGUUGCCUCGAGACGGUGGCCCGAUAUCGUCUACAAAGUAUUUCAUGAUCGUUUACCCAUGAAAAAUACCAGCCUCGCCAUCGUCGUAAUCACGUUCCACCUGUUGUGCCCGCGACAACGUUCGGCGUCGUCGUCCGAGAAAAAGUGCCAGACUGUGAUAUUACCCCGUGUGAUAGAGAAAUCGCCUUGUGAUCCCACGUUUUACCUCAACGUUACUCAAUGUCUGCGAAUCGAUUGAACGUGCUGGUGAUCUUGAUGCUGGCCGUCGCGGUUCUUGCGACGGAAUCAGGAAAUGCACAAAUGGAUGGUUAUCCCUCUCAAUACCCUCAAAAUCCCUCAUACAAUCCUUCAUACAACCCUUCAUACUCAUACAACCCUCCGAAACAACAACCCCCCCCCGUGAAUGCGCCGCAGAAAUAUUGCGGCAAAAAGCUGUCCAAUGCUCUACAGAUAAUCUGUGAUGGCGUGUAUAAUUCCAUGUUUAAGAAGAGUGGUCAAGCGCGAGAAGAAGCGAGUGUCGACCGCAGAGAUACCUUUGACUACGUCCGCGACCAAGAAAUGGAAAUAGCCGAUUACCCAUUCGCCUACGAGUUUCCUCCGUUCCUGUCUCGAGCGAGGGCACGGGGGAUGCUGAACGGACGUUUCGCCGGCAGACGUUAUCGAAGGGAGUCGCGAGGUAUCCAUGAAGAGUGCUGCGUCAAGGCGUGCACGAUAAACGAACUGUCCAGCUAUUGCGGUCCCUAAACGCGCGUUCGGUAUCCGGUAACCCUUCGACUUCCGCUUUACUGCUCGAUCACCAUGCAAACCGAAUAAUCCCGGACACACACACACACACACACGCUCCACGCGCAUAUACCCAUACAUGUAUACACCCACGUACACAUAAAGGAAAAUACACAUACAUUCCACAUUGCGUACAAUAUAUGUUGGAAAGUUCACCGGUAAACCGCAUCAUCGCUCAUGCCGGAGACUGACUCGUGAUAAUGAUGUAUACAUUUACGUAUUUGCGAUGGAACUGAUCUUAUAACACGUAGUCGUGCGCGGAAUUGUAUCCUUUUCUUUUUGGUUUCUUACGGACGAGCGGGCAGCGGAGAGAAGACAGAGCAUAAGAGAUGCCGGAAAUUCUCCUCCUUUUUUUAAAUUAACAGCAUUUGCGAAAUAAGUUUUGCGACAGAGAAUAUUUGUUAGAAUCUUCAGUUAAAUUUCAGUCAAAUCUCAAUACUUAUUCUUAAAUUUAGAUGAUUCUUAUGAUUCUUCCUUCGCUUGUUCUGUCUUGUCUACAGCCACGAAAUAUUUGGCACAAAAAGUCUUUCCUCCCCGAGAACGUAAUUUAGUAAUUAGAAGUGGAAUCAAUUUUUUUAUAGACGCAAUGUAUAUUCGUACACUCGAAGAUGUUUAAAAAUGAUUAACGAUCUCUCCAAAAGAUGCUAAAUUACCAGAUCCUAAAUUAACCAGAAUUAAGUAAUUAUAUAUCGUUUAAAAUCGUAUGCGAUGUUUAUCAUAUUUUUUUUACGAUCGAAAAAGGCAACAUCAAUGUUCACAUUUGCGGAUCAGCCUGUGAAAAUUAAAUCGGAAGAAAAAUCGACGUUGAAAGGGAGACACCAAUCGCGAUCUCUACGCGCGUAUCUAACGCGUGAUCACAUGUAAUUACAGCGGCGAUCAUCAUGCGACACACGUGACAAAUAGAGAACGUGCACGUUGACGAUAUCACGCGACUUCUUGCUUGUCUUGUCUGACGAAAUCGAUCUUGGACGUUAAACUGUCUUCUCUUUUUUUUUUUUUUUUUUUUUCGUUUCACCAUUCAGACAGCAUCAGGCGAUAUUUCUCGUCGCGGAUAACUCGAUUCUUCGAUCUAAUUCCAUAAAAGUGCAUUGAGCAUUUGCAUCUUUUUUAUUUCGACCUCUUGAUUUGCAAAAGUUCUUUUACAUGCACUUUCGAUUAUUCUGCGUACGCGUACAUCGUUCGCGAAUGUCCCGCUCAUGUUUUGGAAAUGUGGGAAAAAUCGUUUCGACUAUCGAGAGGGAUACAGUCUCACUCGCAUGGUGAUUUUCGGCGACGAAGCACAGAAGGAACAGCUCGAUAGUUAAUUUAGUUUCUCGUAACUGUAAUUUCCUGUUUUUUUAACGCCAAAUUUGAGAUUCGUUUAACGACCGAGAGUGCGUCGACUUGCCGCGAAAUGUAACCGACUGUCGUUGAAUGAAUGUCGAAUGUACUAGGACAUUAUUAUAGCUUGCGUUAUUUUUAAUCUGCCAGAGGCUGUGACGAUUUCAAGGGGCAUCUACGACUGUACUGCAUAUGGUGAUAUUAUUCUUAUUCGUAGAACGUGUAUUCCCAACGAUUAUCCUUCGAGGAAAGGACGGGGUAGCGCGCAAGGCGAUCGGAAAGUUUACAUGCAUAUUGUAUCGCUCGGAAUAAGUAGAUAAGAUUAAUUCGACUUGACAUCUUAAGUCAAAUAUGAUUGUGCAGAAAAAUUUGAUAAUUUUGAUUGAAGAGUUCAAUGAAAAAAAAUAAAUCCAAAUGCAAAUCCAAAGUUUGCAAGUUUGUUCAUUUUGGAAAUUUUGGAUAUUGUAUCUAAAAGAGAUCAAUCGUGGACUUGGUUUCUUGUUCCAUUGAAUUCUUUUUUUAAAUUUGAUCGUCAGAUAUGGAAAAAUUGUUGUAUACAACGAUAUAAGAUAAAGAUGAGUUUACUUAGAAAUAUAAGAGAGAUGAUUCUAGGAGAACAUAAUAUUUUCAUCUUUGUAUGACAAUCAUGAAACUUCGCAGCACCGAGAAGAUCACGAAUCGCCGUCCUACCUCGAAAGACAUUUACGUUUUCGAUAAUACAAGCGUAUGUAAUAAAAAAUAAUUUUACUGAGAGAAGGUGCGAUUACGUAUACGAUAAUAUGUGACAAACGAAAAUCUGAUUUAUUUAAUGAUCGAUCUUAAAAAUAAUUUUAAUGAAAGAAAGAGAAGAAAUAUGUAUACGGUGUGACAAAUGAAAGUUCGAUUUGACGACCGAUUUUAAGUUUGAAAGAAGAAAAAUGAAUGAAUAAGCAUAUUGUCGAAGGAGAAAAAGCUGAAGUAAAUAAGUCAGGCGAGUCGAACGUUGUGAAAAACUCGCCUCUGCGAUCAUUCACUCGAAAAGUUAAUAUCGAUUCCUUUUGACCGACAAUGUUGAUUUUCUAUUAUGUAUUGAGUGAUCUCUAAAUCGCAUGCCAUUUACCUCGUCACGCAUAUCUAGCGUAAGAGCACGACUCAUUCCGAAGUAUAUACUAUUAUGCUUUAUCACCGAACUUGUUUUAGCGCUUAUCCCGAUUAACCGAAUCUCCCUUCUCUGUCCGUAUCGUAAAUAUCAAUAUUUAUCAAUUUGCGAAGGAACGGCGAACAGCCAAUCCGGAGUAAGUUGACACGGUCCGUCUCGUCGCGAUUCGCAAGGGAAGUUCGUUAACAUGCAAAUUCGAAAAAGUGAAUAUAUAUUUCGUCGAAAAAUUACGCGUCACCAAAAUCGCGAUGAUUUUUUUUUACUUAUAAUUUUUUUAAUGUAAUUAAUAUUCCUCGUAUGUUUUUAUCUUAUAGAGACAUAUAAAGAGGAAAUUCGAAAAAUUAUUUUAUCGCUGUAGAUCAUUUGAUCUCAACGAAAACUACGCAUGAAUGUAACGUAUGAAUCUUUUUCGAAUUUACAGUUCGUCGAAUUUUCUUUAUCAAUCAUAAUGUCAAUCAUAAUCUUCAUGUGCGCUCCUCGCCUAUUAGUCGCCAGAUCUCAGAUCAUUGAAUAACGCGACAAGGUGAUUAUAACCGCCAAGGUCGUAAGUUAUUGAUUAGAUGCCAAUUAUCGUAAUCGUUUAUUAUUGAUCAUCAUCGAGAUCAUUAUUAUGUUUCAUUUGCCGCGUUAGCGCCGUCAUCAUCAUUUUUAUUAUUCCUCAUUCCCGUCACCCCCGUGUCAUCGUCAUAACGAGAUGUGAUUUGUAUCGCUAACGUUGCUGCCCGAGCUUGCUUGAGCGCAUUUCGACCGCGCUUCCCGCGUUCGUCUACUUUUGCACUAUUCUUCCUCCUCUCUCGCCUUUUCGUUUAGUUUUCGGCAAUCUCCCUCGCACGGACCGUAAUGUAGCGUGAGGGUCGAGAGACGAUGAAGCGACCGAGCGAAAUCAUAUAAAUGUAUAAACGGGAAAGAAUAAAAUCUCUGACAUGGCGCACGGUAAGAUAAUCAACUGUAUCGAGCAGCCAAUAUCGGAAGGCAGAUACGUGCAAAGAAUCAAACAAUGAUGUUAGAUAGCUCCGAGUCUACCGACAGGUAUGGAGAGGGAUAUUCGGGCGGCGUAUGAUUGAUGCGAAACGAGAUAUAUGCGAAGUAUAAACGAAUAUCCGUUUCCGAUAUCCCUCCCGUAUUGUAUCUGUCGAUAGACUGUUUAUACGAUUUCAUCGUGUCCUCGGUGUCCCGACACGGCUCGGUUCGGUCCUUCAGCGCGGAGAGAGACGCGGUUAGCCCUUUUUGCUGCGGCUGCGAACGAGAGACAACUCAGACGCUCCGGCGAGAGGAGCGGCGAUAUAUACUACUACUACUACUACUACUACUACUAUUACGUAGGGCACAGGCGAUGUGAUUUGUAUAUUGAGAUGUACUUCAACUUAAACAACGGUAAAACAAUGAAAAAAAACGUUCCCAAGAAA